This is a messenger RNA of Prunus armeniaca (apricot), 465 nucleotides long. Lineage: Eukaryota; Viridiplantae; Streptophyta; Magnoliopsida; Rosales; Rosaceae. The record is from the annotation of a GenBank genome assembly.
AUGGUGAUUUUCCAUAUGUCAAACAUCACUUGUGUGGAUAUUGUUGUUUAUUACCAAAUAAGAGCUCCUAGAAGCUUUCAUCAUCAACAACAAGCCAAGGAAAAUAUAGGCAUGAGUAGCAUUUUCCUUGUUGCUUGUCAACUUUUGAGAUUAACAAACGUCUGCCUGGAUUAUCAGGGAAAGAGAAUUGAGAAUGGAGUGUAUUUUGGGCCAAUUGGAUGCUUAACAUUUGAAGGAAGAUUUUCUUGGAAGAAGAGAAUACUGGCCUUCAUCUUCGAGUGUAUCCGGAUAAAAGUUGGACCUUUAAAGGCUUUAGAGAUCAGUCUAGGCCAAAAGGAUGACAGAGAGCCUAGCACGAAGGAUCCCUUCUUUAUAUGGUUUUACAUUGAUGAAGAAUUAGCAGUUGGUCGAGGCAAAAGUGGAGGAACUGCUUUCUGGUGCCGCUGUCGACGUGUAAUAUCUUGA